This is a messenger RNA of Knipowitschia caucasica, 822 nucleotides long. NCBI's taxonomy places the organism in Eukaryota, Metazoa, Chordata, Actinopteri, Gobiiformes, Gobiidae. The record is from the annotation of a GenBank genome assembly.
AUGCUGCAGCUCCCGGCAGAGGAGCUCAAAACGGCUCAACAACAGGAUCCAGUUUUGUCUGAGGAGUGUCUAGGUGGUUUAGAAGAGCAGACGCAGGGUGUGACCUAUAAGAUUCGUUAUUUGUUGAUGAUUCGAGUCGCUCCCAAAUUGUUCACUAUAAUCGGCUCAGAUCUUACAGAGCUCCAGUUCCAGAAAGCAAUGUCAGGGCCCCUGUUCCGACUACUGUUAAACUCUGGCAAGCUGCUGAUUGAACUCAAGGAUAAAUCGUACAGAGACAUUUUGCUCACCGGUUGGGACUCGCAGUUGUUUGGGGACAAUGCUGCUUUCCAUCCGAUGGGUGAACGUCCGAACCAGAGCCAACAGAGGUGGGUUGUUGUAUCCCGUCUAUCCCGUGACACGGACCCCGGGGAUCUCGAGACAGCGCUCAAGUUGGAAUAUCCCUCUGCCAAACAGCUGACCAAGUUCCCCCCGCGGGAGCAGAGCAGAUACGUAACUUUUAAAUUCAUCAUUGCAGAUCAAAGUGAUUACUCCAGAGCGCUCCAAUAUGGUUUUCGCCACGACUUCUGUUUUUAUCGAGUGCAUCCACUUGCGCCACGUCCUACGCGCUGUUUCAACUGUCAUCGAUAUGACCACAUCGCCAGCGUCUGCCGGUCUCAGCGGCGCUGCGUUAACUGCGGCAGUAGUGACCCCAGCCACGCUCACCCCUGUACAGUUGACCCAAAAUGCUGUAACUGCACCGGUUCUCACGCGGCCAAUAGCCCCUCCUGCCCUGUGUACUUCAAGCGCUUUGCGGAAAUCAAGCAAUCCUUAUUAAAUGUUUAA